AUGAAGGCAUUUUCCCUGCUCGCCUCUUGUGCUACCCUGGCACACCAUGUCGCUGCUCAAGGCGCAUAUCUCUACACGAUCGACAACAGCGUCGUGUCGUCCUCGACGGGCAUGAUCGAUUCGGAGCUGGCCAGCGCCAUCAUUGCACGCAGGAGAGCCCUCACAGACGACAGAGUUCUGGGAAUCACCAACGAAGCGCUCCUCCAGGACAUCAACACAUACGGGGGCUAUCAGGCGCCUCUGUUCGCAGAUGCAAAUGGGGAAAAGAAAGAGAGACCAGGCAAACUAUUCAUAAGGAUAACAGAUGUCGACCUGAACAUCCACGAUCUCGACGCAGCAAUGCCUGACCUGUGGAUCCAAGAACCCACGCAAGACCUCCUUACAGACUUUAAGCACAUUCCACGCCGGCACAGAACAGAGGGCAUUUGCGAAUACAUUGUUCCACCGAGCAUGAACACCCCAGGCGCAUACGGUGUCGAAGUCAUUCUUUCAUACCAUCUGGAUGGCGACACUCUGUGCCUCUCGCCGGCUGAAAUCCCCACGCUUCCCAUCACCAUGUCUCUACACAGCUUCCUUCCCAGCACGCCCAAAGAGGUCAAAUCCAAAUUGCCUUCGUUGAUCCGCAUCCUCAAACACUUUUCCGCGACCGAGAACAUCGAGUCCACCGUGCUCUUCCUGCCGUCCAAACUCUCUCCGUCCACGAAACCCUCCACCCGUGAGCAAAAGCACGAGCACCAAGCCCGCUCCCCACAGACCACAGAAGAACCACUGGAACUUAAUGUCGCCGUCGCCGCCGCCGCUGCCGCUACCUCGGCAGCACCGACAACCGACGACAUCCCCCAACCGGCAGAGAAAUCCCAGGACUUCACACUCCCAUCCGUGAUCCCAAGCUGCUUCACUUCCCAGUCUGCCUGCGACAACACCACAAACUUCUGCUCGGGCCACGGCAACUGCUACGAGGCACACGUGAAUUGCUUCAAAUGUAAAUGCGGGACGACACUGGCGCGCGUCAAUGAAGACGGGACCGAGAAGACAGUGCAGUGGGGUGGGGCGGCGUGCGAGAAGAAGGACGUCAGCGUGCCGUUUCUGUUGUUUGCAAGUUUCGGCGUCCUCAUGGCCGUCCUGAUUGCAGGUGCGAUCGGCAUGCUUUUCAAGAUGGGCAGUGAACCGCUGCCAAGUGUCAUUGGAGCUGGUGUUGCUGGACCCAAGGCUGGGAAAUAG
Molecule: messenger RNA, 1221 nt
Organism: Exophiala spinifera
Lineage: Eukaryota; Fungi; Ascomycota; Eurotiomycetes; Chaetothyriales; Herpotrichiellaceae
Exons: 2
Coding region: 1-1221 (406 amino acids)
Cellular component (GO): endoplasmic reticulum
Source: RefSeq, a predicted model, not a curated record